AUGAAACAAAAAACAAGUUCAACAAGUGAACAAGAACGGGAACAAACAAAUUCCGAAGAUAAUGGUAAGCAAAUGGUUGAACAAGCGUACGAUGAUGAAGAAUCGGAUGAAGAAGAACAGAUACCAAUGGCAGAAGAAAUUGAAGAGCUAGUUCAAAAUAAAGACGGUGCUGUAUUUAAUGUGAAUUUUCAACGAUUUCCAGAAAUUCAAUGUAACUGUGAUAUAUUCAGACAAUCAAGAUCGAAAUGUGGUUGCCUUCAUAUUUUGGCUGUUAAAAGAUAUUUGAACAUGACCGAAGGACAGUGUCAAGCAGCAACAAACAUGAAAAAUGUUCGAAAAGCCUUGAGAGCCAGAGUAGGAGUCAAAAAAACCGGUACUAAACGACCAACAGUGUUGGAUAAAGAACCGGCUCAUCAAAGAAAACAAAUAAACAAUACAAAAACCGUUGCUGGAAGACCAUCGAAAUUACCACAAGUAUUAUGGCAGAAAUAUCCAGGCAGCGGCUUAAAAUGGCUUCCAAAUAGUGGCGUAACCAGGGGUGGGCUAGACCGGGCGCCGCCCGGCCACCGACAGUCUUUGCCCGGGCAUCGGGAGAAACAAAAAAUAAUUAUUUCCACUAAGAGUUUUGUCGAAUAAUGUUGAAAUAACUCUUAUUUGUUUAUUUACUUCAUUUUCUUUUACUCUUUUGUUCACAUAAUUUCACUUAAUAAAAGUGCAGAUACAGUGUAUUGUCUUUCUCUUAAGAAAGUGAGAAUUGAGCAACUGUAUUCCAGUUGUGGAAAAAGCUUAAACUAUCGUGGAUGGAUUUUUUUAAAGGUCGUGGGGCACUGCCCUACCACCCACGGAUUCCUGGUUACGCCACUACUUCCAAAAUCGUUAGUUUCCACUAAAACUGUUGAAACUUUCAUAAAUGGCUUGGUUUUGUAGUCUAAUUUCGUUGAUGAAAACAAAAAGAUUUCUCAAGCUGCCCGUAGAUGCUGAGGUCUCCAGAGACCUUAAAAACCGCAGUUAAAAAACACUGAAGUUAUAUAAUUUCGAUUAGUUUGGUCGACUGGCACGUGUGUGCCAAUCAAAAUCAUGUCAUUUAUGGAAGUUUCAACAGUUUUAGUGGAAAACUAACGAUUUUAGAAGCCAUUUUUAAGCGGCUGCUUGGAUAUUUCUGUCAUAAUUAAGAAAUAGUUACCACAAAGUUAACUAACUGAUAGUUACCGUUAUUUCAACGAACGGUAACUGGAAACGCAGUUAUCGUUAAAACAACGGUAACUGAAAAGACAGUUACCGUUGUUUUAACGAUAACUGAAAAGACAGUUAGCGUUAAAACAACGGUAAUUGGAAAGGCAGUUACUGUUAAAACAACGGUAACUGUCUUGUGUUGUCAGUUAGCGUUAAAUAAACGCAACGGCAACUUUUACAGUCCUAGUCAUACCCCUAGUUAUGAUAUGCUUCAAAUGGUUAUACAACUUUCCGUAUUUUAAAAUAACUUUUUCUUUUAGAGUGUGCGGAGAGAAAAUACUUUAGAAAUUAUUAUCAGUAACAAAAACAUUGAUUGUUCUUAGUUAUAACACCACGUUCAACCUCGUGAAUAGUUAUUUACGUUCACUGCUUUAUAAACAUGACGUAAGUUAUUUUCUCAUUUUCUUCUUUGAGUAGGGAACAACAGGUCGUUACGCUGAGUCCAUGUACACCAGAGAAAGAACAAAAUUAACUUCGGAAACAUCACUGACUUAUGUCACAUAAUCGAGCACACUAUGUUAACAUGAACCGCAGAAAACAUGUCUGGGUGCGUUUUCUUCGCUUAAACCGUGGUUCAAGUCGACUUAAACUGCAGGAACUUUCCGAUAAUGGUUUAUUCCUUCUAAUAAAACUUUAUGCAUUCUGAAUAACGAAUGAUAGCUUCAUUCUGUAAAACUUUUUCAAAAAUGAUCAUCUUACUCGUAUGAGCCAAGUCGACAUUGUCUAUGGUGCCGUGUCAACUUAGCUUGUGGGGUAGCUUUUUUACUAAAUGAUUACAAAAUAAGUACGAGGCUACUCAGGCAGUAAGGGGAUGCCUCCUAUAUCUUAUAUAUCUCGAUCAGGAUAUAGAAAAAAAGUAGUAUCCCGAUCGGGAUAUAAAACACGAAAUUUCGUCGUAAAAACGAUUAAGGGGAAAAUGACGACAUUUUGGGGUAAAAUUGACUUCACCAUUAGAAAGAGCU
This is a messenger RNA of Didymodactylos carnosus, 2195 nucleotides long. The record is from the annotation of a GenBank genome assembly. NCBI's taxonomy places the organism in Eukaryota, Metazoa, Rotifera, Eurotatoria, Philodinida, Philodinidae.